Molecule: messenger RNA, 1593 nt
Organism: Betta splendens (Siamese fighting fish)
Lineage: Eukaryota; Metazoa; Chordata; Actinopteri; Anabantiformes; Osphronemidae
Gene: il20rb
Product: cytokine receptor family member B16
Exons: 7
Coding region: 324-1217 (297 amino acids)
Molecular function (GO): interleukin-20 binding
Source: RefSeq, a predicted model, not a curated record
CCUGAGGGAGCUGACGAGUCGGACCGGCUCCACAACUAAGAAUCCAGCAGCGGCAGCAUCUUGACAGACCUGACUUCAUUCUGCCUCCAGACACAUCACAGCUCACAUGGAUCCUGGUUUCAGCUCUGAAGCUGCUUGGACGUGGAGGAUCGGAGAAUGAAUGGGUUUCUGGAGGACUGUGAGGACUUACUAUGAUGUUCCAACCAUCUUGAAGCCGUUUGUUCAUCUCCUGGGUGAGGAGCUUCUGUCUAGUCUGGGGUGUACGUACACAUGGUGAAGGGGGUUCUGACCUGCUGCUCUGUGUAUGGAUCAACUCUGUGGUCAUGACCCUGUGGCAGACUCCAGCUUGCCUCAUCAUGAUGGUUCUGCUGGACUCGAUAAACGAUGUGUGGACGUUAGCGGCUCCGGGCUCCGUCACCAUGACGUCCGUGGACAGGACUCACACACUGACAUGGAUCCCCCCAGAGACGCCCUGCAACACUACGAUCCUGUACUCCGUCCAGUUCCAGGGGGAAUUUGAGCUGAUGGUUCUGAACGGCAGCUGGGUGGACUCCUCCGACUGCCAGCGGGUCCCUCGCACUCACUGUGACCUGACCUUUGACCUGGGCUCCGACUCCGACUACAACAUCCGGGUCAGAGCUCAGUGUGGUUCUGAGGCCUCGGCCUGGUCCAAGCUGAGCCCAACAUUCAACCGGCGACACACCGUCCUGAUGGUGCCAAACAUGAAGGUGGAAGCGAUGGGGACGGGUCUCCAGGUCUCAUUCUACGAGCUUCCUGUCGCUGCUGCAGCAAAAGUGACUGUGUGGAAGAAAGACGACAAGCAGCAGCUGCCUGUCUUCCAGGAGUCCGUCUACUCGGUUCCAGUUCAGCUACAGGUUCCUGGUCUGCAGGAAGGAGCCAAGUACUGUGUCAUGGCCCAGGUUGUUCUGAUCCAAAGGGUUCUCAGCAGCACCGAAGCUCAAUGUGUUACCAUCCUAGCCAAAGACGCUCAGUGGAAAACUCCGACCACAGUGACUGGAACCGUCAUCAUCAUGUCGGGGCUCCUGUUCGUCGUGUUCUGGUCCAUCGUCCACUGUCAACCACAUCACUGCCGGGCGUAUUUUACCAAGGAGCCACUGCCCCAGUCACUGCAUAUUGAGGACGUUCAAAUCCGGAUGAGACCUGAGGAAACAGAACUUUGUGAUCGGGUCCACUUGGUGCCGAGCAAUAAGGACUGACCACGGGUUGAUCCAACUGGCUCAUGGAGCUACUAUAUGGAUACAUGGAUGUUUACCAUAAGCUGGUGAUGAAGUCAAACCAAAGCAAACAACUUGAGCCACUGUCACAAUCAAGCCCGAAGAAACCAAAUGCCAAGAGUCCAACUCUGAACUUGAAAUAAAUCCUUGACCUCAUCAGGAGACAGAGUUUUUCAGUUCGUUAGUGUAAAAUGAAGGAAUUUGUCCCACAAAAUGUCUGAGAGCUUCAAAGGAUGUCACCAAAGAUUUUGUGUUUCUUGUUUGUUUUAUAAUUUUGUUCUGUAAUUCUAGAUCUACAGUAAGUCUGUGUUAUAUUUUGUGAAGUACUGUUAAAUUAAAUUCACAUAUGACAAGCUUA